ACACAAGGAGGAGUAACAUGCUGAUGUUUGGUUAAAGGCACAUUAGGAAGGGAAAAGAAGAGGCGAUUAGAGUCAGAUAUAGCACGGAGACACAAACAAACUCUUAAAAACCGGCCAACCAGAGAGAACUCUGUUUACAUGUGUGUUUUGUAGAAGUUGAGAAGAAACGCUGUAAUCAUAGCUUACGAGUGCAGGGGUCACAAAAUGCUGUACAGGGUUUUCUUGGCUGUGCAUUUUGCUGCGUGGAUCAGCUCCUGUGUCUUCACCUCUGCUGAGGAUCCACACAUGACCAGAGCUCUGAAGCUCAUGUCUGAGACGCCGCUCAUUGACGGUCACAACGACUUGCCUUGGCAACUUCGAAAGCAAUUCAACAAUCAGCUCAACAAAGUGGAUCUUAAAACCCUUAACACAACACACACCAACAUCCCUAAGAUCAAGGAUGGACGACUGGGAGCACAGUUCUGGUCGGCCUAUGUUCCCUGUGACACUCAGUACAAAGACGCAGUGAGACAAACACUGGAGCAGAUCGAAGUGGUUCACAGGAUCUGCAAAGAAUACCCGCAAUUCUUCGAGUUUGCCGUCAGUAGCGGAGACAUCCUGAACGCCUUCCGCAAGAAUAAGACUGCCAGCCUAAUUGGGGUGGAGGGGGGUCACUCCAUAGACAGCAGUCUGGCCACCCUGCGCAUCAUGUACCAUCUGGGGGUUCGAUACCUCACCCUCACGCACUCCUGCAACACACCGUGGGCGGAUAACUGGCUUGUUGACACAGAAUCAGAGCCAUCGCAACACAAUGGCCUCUCUCCAUUUGGCAAGCAACUAAUUGAGGAAAUGAACCGCAUGGGGAUGCUGAUUGACCUGGCUCAUGUGACAGUUGCGGUCAUGAACCAGGUGCUGGACAUGUCCAAAGCUCCCGUCAUCUUCAGCCACUCCUCCGCCUACAGUGUCUGUCCACAUAAGAGGAACGUCCCCGAUGACAUUCUCAAGAAAGUUAAAGCAAAAAAUGGGAUCGUCAUGGUGAACUUCUACAAUGACUAUGUGACCUGCAGCCACACUGCAAAACUUUCAGACGUCGCUGAUCACUUUGACCACAUAAAGAAAGUGGCUGGGGCUGAUAUCAUCGGAUUUGGCGGGGAUUAUGACGGAGUUACCAGACUACCAGAGGGUUUGGAGGACGUGUCCAAGGUGCCCAACCUCGUGGCUGAGCUGCUGAGAAGAGGAUGGACUGAUGAGGAGGUCAAAGCUGCUCUGGGAAAUAAUCUUCUCCGGGUUCUGAAAGAGGCUGAGAUGGUCCGUGACAGUCUGAUAGACAAGGCUCCAAAUGAUGUUCCUAUUCCAUAUGAGGAGGUGAAGGAGAACCAGUGCAGGACGAGCUACGGGUACGACGUGAAGGACGCUGGACAUUUCCACUCCCUCAGCACUCUGGCCCUGCUGCUCACACUGCUACUGCAGGUUCUCGUCACAGUAGCCGCUUCAUAGGCUGACGAUGUGCAACUCAAGAGUUUGCUUAUGAAUACUUAAGAAAAAAAUCAGUCUUAAAUGUCUAGCCCCGUCAGACACCCUCGAUUUACAUCUAACAGCUUGAUUCAUAUCUAACUUUAAUUGACUUUUACAUGUAAACACUGUUUAGUAACAAAGUUUAGACAACAAUAAAGUCAGUGGAAUAGAAAUAAUCACGUCCAGUCACGUUUGGCUUGAUAAGGUUUGAGUCAUCUUGUUUUUAACACAAAUAAAAGUCACACAAGUGUAAUGUGAAUAAACAAAGACACACAAAGUGUUCCCUAUUCCAAAGUGGAAGUGCUCCAUCUAGUGUUCAGAACGGGUUGUGCGUUUGAUUUGAUUGUUUUCAAAAUGCCACUGUUGUUGUUGUUUGUUGAUCACGUGUUUUAAGAUCUGAGAAGUUGAUUUGGUUCUGUUAACUGAUGACAUUAUAAAAAAUAAGACGCAGGUUAGAAAGAGCAUAUGAACAAAAGUAAAAAUCUAUCACACACACACACACACACACACACAAAAGACAACCUUGAAGACUUCAACAUCCUGCUGAAGCACUUAAGAAAAUAUCCACCACUCAUCCUCCGUCACCGAUUCUGUUAAAUUCUAAAGUAAUAAAAGCAUUUUUUUUUUUUAAAUAAUAAAAUCAAAUAAAAUGAAUAAAUUGUUGUGUUGGUAAAUCCAAAUUCUCCAAGGACACAAAGCUGUGACCUUUUGUCUGCAUGAUGCUUCUCAUAUUUGGAACACUGUAAAUGAAAAAAAAUAAACAAUUAGUAAAUAACA
Messenger RNA from Solea solea (common sole), 2271 nucleotides. It is a transcript of the gene dpep1, whose product is annotated as dipeptidase 1. Gene Ontology annotation, biological process: proteolysis. Gene Ontology annotation, molecular function: metallodipeptidase activity. The record is from RefSeq and is a predicted model, not a curated record. The transcript has 10 exons. Bases 205 to 1476 code for a protein of 423 amino acids. NCBI's taxonomy places the organism in Eukaryota, Metazoa, Chordata, Actinopteri, Pleuronectiformes, Soleidae.